UGAAGAUCUUCGUUUGUUUUUUGGUGCGGAUAAGUUUACAAUGGUGUGCUAGAUCCAUCAAAAAGGAAACGAGUUUGAUAAAGCAAGUAUAUAUCGGUUUGAACAAUAACUACAGGUGAUCUUGGGUUUACUGUCCCACUACAGUGAGACCCUGCUGGGGGUGAUCAAGCGAGGUCCCCAGCAUGACGAAGGCGACCGAAGAAUGAAGAAUUUUGGGAGUGACGAGGAAGAGGAGGAGGAGCAAACGUGCACCCCAAUGUUUAUUUGCAUGAUUGUCACGAUCGUCGUUCUCGUCGGUCUGGCGAUCGGCGGAUUUGCCUGGGCAAUGGUGCUGCAGAGGAAGGGUUGAUCGAAUGAAAGAAGAUGACGUGAUGAAACACAAACAGCAAUAACCCAAUGGGAAUGAAGCUUGGUGUUCCCGAGAUUGUACUCGGGGCACGAUGAAGCUACUACACAGGUGGUAGAAGAGCUUCUCUCGGUGUAUUGCGGUGAAUGAAUCAAAUCUCGAAAAAGCACCUCUGUAGUUUCUUCUUUUUUCUAGGCUCAACCUCUGUGCAUUUGCACCUCAUGUGGUCAAAAAAGUUGCCAUUUUUCCUCCUUCCUCACCUCGUGUCCAACUCGAAGCGAGAAAACAGAGCUCGCACUCGGACAGUGAGAAAGAGAGCUUGAUAUUUGAAUUUUGUGUGGUCCGCGUAUGUGUUUCAUUUUUCAACCAUUGCAACCGACUUUGCUGACACUGACCUUUAUCUUUACCUUUUUUUCAGCUACGCAGACAUUUACAGAAGCCUUUUUUGCUACGUUCUCAAUUUCGAAAUUUAUGAAGACCUACUGCGUGCUUAUUGUUUUAUUUUGGAAGCCCUACUACUUGCCCAGAUUCUACGACGCAGACUACUCUACAACGAGCCCCUAUCUUUCCGUAGCGUGAUGUAAUGGGAUUUAACAAAGAUACUAUGAAUACAGGAGAAGACAUUCGUAGUAAAGCUGCCAGCCUUGGAGGAUGAAUACAGCGAAGAUGAAUCUCACUGUUGCCAUCCACCUUCGGCACUACAAUUAAAGAGGUGAUCGAAAAAUUCUACACUAUGGACUGCGCCACAUCCUUACGCUACCGGUAAAGGUAUAUCUACAAUGUCAUCAGCAUCAGCUCUGCCGCCAGUCUCGUUACCAAAAUUGAGCUUGCUACCAUUCUGGCGCCUACGUACUCACACCGGCUACAUCUAGGGUACUUUUUUUGGACGCUUCAUCAAGCUCAAGACAAGCUCACGAGGCAAGAGCCGAACGACAACCAACAAUUACUCCCGAAUGACAUUAGGGGGCUUUUCUUGGCAAGUUAAAAAAAAAUUCUACUGGUCGCUGAAAGGUGGCGGUGCUCGCACACAGGAAAGAUAUCGCGC
Amoebophrya sp. A120 is the source of this 1391-nucleotide messenger RNA. The record is from the annotation of a GenBank genome assembly. Lineage: Eukaryota; Dinophyceae; Syndiniales; Amoebophryaceae.